Guillardia theta CCMP2712 is the source of this 810-nucleotide messenger RNA. RefSeq lists its product as hypothetical. Bases 241 to 810 code for a protein of 189 amino acids. The record is from RefSeq and is a predicted model, not a curated record. NCBI's taxonomy places the organism in Eukaryota, Cryptophyceae, Pyrenomonadales, Geminigeraceae. The transcript is spliced from 13 exons.
AUCGUCGACAAGAUCGAAAGCCUGCUGGAGCUGGGGAAGUCCAACGCGGCCAUCAAGAACCAUCACACUUUGAUUGAUUAUUCUUUAACCGAGCGACAGAUAGAGGACGUUAGGAGGGACUGGGUUGAGAAUCGACAGUGGGAGAACAGAAAGCGAGAGAUAAAGGCUCUUGACCGAUCAUUCGACGGCCAGAAGACUAACACGCCAGGGAGAAGUCCCAAAAGCCCGAAAGACAUCACCAUGAACAUGUACACGGGUGAAAUCGUCCAGACGCUGAAGGGAGGACCCAAGAACUGGCCACAAGAGGUCGUCGCGCACAUCCAGAGCCUCCUGCAGCUGGGAUGGAGCGAUGCCAAGCAGGUCGGCCUUGUCCGCAACCUCCCGCUGCCCAAGAGCCCGAAGGAUUCAAAGAUGUGCAAGCAGCUGGAGCAGGACACUUACAUCAAGGUCAAGACUCUGAUCUUGGAGGGAAAGACGAACACAGCUAUCAUGAAUCAUCACUGGAUAGUGGACCAAGAGAUCUCAGAAGCGCACAUCGAGUCCGUGAGGACAGCGGUGGAGAAGGAGAUUCAUCUCAAGUCCAAGGAAGGAGCUCUAUCCCCUCCCAAACCCAAACUGAGGAUCCCAGACCUGAGCAGGAGCGACAUGUCAGUCAUCCUCUCGCUACUCAAGGAGGGUAAGUCCAACGCCUACGUCUGCAACUUCCACGCCCUCUGCACCCUCGGGCUACAGGAGUACCAGUCUACUCCUAAACCGACGACUACGGCAUGGACGAGGGAGAAGGGCAGGGACAACGGCGGGAGCAGGUGA